AUGGUGGCCAAUGCCUUAAGUCGUAGGGCGGGGAGUUUAGGGAGCUUAGCAUAUUUGUCAGCAGCAGAGAGACCAUUGGCACUGGAUGUUCAGACCUUAGCCAACCAGGAGCGUCAGUAUGAUGACCCCCAUCUGCUCGUGUUUAAGGAUGCGGUUCAGCACGGGAUUUUCUUCAUCACAUUCGCGAAGGGUUCUCGCGUUCGCGUAAGGCAUCUGGGAAGGGCAACUGGGUUUUUUCUUCGCGUUCGCGAAGGUCUUGCAGCAGCUAAACCAGCAAUUACACCACUGGAUGCCAACAUGAAACUCACAAUAACAGAAUAUGAUGAACACCUCAGAAGAACUAAGCCUACUGCAUUGUUAGAUGAAGAACUGUCACAUUUAACUCCUUAUCAAAAACUGAUAGGUAAACUUCUAUACUUAACAAUGACAAGGCCAAACAUCUCAUUCAGUGUACAAACACCGAGUCAAUUUCUACAAAAAUCAAAGAAAUCUCACAUUGAAUCAGCUCUAAGAAUUGUGAAGUAUAUCAAGAACAGUCGUGGACAAGGGAUACUACUCUCCAGUACAUGCAACAACACAAUUGCAGCUUAUUAUGAUGCAUAUUGGGCUGCCUUCCCACACUCAAGGAAAUCCGUCUCAGGCUAUCUAAUCAAAUUUGGAGACAUUUUAAUAUCAUGGAGAUCAAAAAAACAAACCACAGUUUCAAGAAGCUCAGCGGAAGUGAGUAUAGAAGCCUUGCAGCGAUUGUGGCAGAACUUAUCUGGCUAG
Messenger RNA from Nicotiana attenuata, 768 nucleotides. RefSeq lists its product as uncharacterized. The transcript has 4 exons. NCBI's taxonomy places the organism in Eukaryota, Viridiplantae, Streptophyta, Magnoliopsida, Solanales, Solanaceae. The coding region runs from base 1 to 768 and encodes 255 amino acids. The record is from RefSeq and is a predicted model, not a curated record.